UCCCACCGCCAGUCUCAAUUGUUUAUCAACAAGGAUGCUCCACUUAUAAAACCUCUGCAGCUACUUUAAUAUUGAUUUUUAUUUCUCCGAAAAACAAACAAAUCCCUCUUUUUAAGGGAGCGCAGCCUGAACAUCGGUCCCUUCUCCUGCCGACAGGACAACAUGGUGGUCCGGUUCUCCGCGCUAAUCCUGGCUCUGGCCGCCGUGGCCGGCUCGGUGCUCGGCCUGGGUGAAGACCUGGACCGGCCUCUGUUCGGGCCUCCCGGCUCUCCCAUCCGCGUACACGAGUCCGACGAGGGCUUGAAGCAGGCGCUGCUCUUCGCCGAGGAGCGAUACAACCGCGGCUCCAACGCCCUGCACCUCCGCAAAGUCAACCGGCUGAUCUCUGCCACCAAACAGUUGGUCAAGGGAAUCCGUUACACUAUUACAGUGGAAGUGAGCAACACCCAGUGUAAAAAGUCUACCAUGCUCAGGACAUGUGACUUUUAUCCAGAGCCCCAGAAACUCAAGACAGAGGUUUGCUUGUUCGAAGUGUGGGAUAUUCCCUGGCAGGGAACUUCAACCCUGCUCAAGCAGAAAUGCCAGCUUAAAAGUCAGUCAUCAGGAUUUGAGCCUGAAGCAGAACAGACAAACAACGGAGAGGAUCUAUCCACCAACCAGCCUCUGGAGGGAUCUGUGGAGCUGCUCAGUCAGUUCAAAGAUUUUAUGGUUAAAUAUGAUAAACUCUACAGCAGCCAAGAGGAGGCCGACCGUCGUUUGCGUAUCUUCCACGAGAACCUGAAGACCGCGGAGAAGCUCCAGUCUCUGGAUCAGGGUUCAGCUGAGUACGGAGUUACCAAGUUCAGUGACCUAACGGAGGAGGAGUUUCGCUCCACAUACCUGAACCCUCUCCUGAGUCAGUGGACUUUGCAUCGGCCAAUGAAACCAGCGGCUCCUGCCAAAAGCCCCGCCCCCGACGCCUGGGAUUGGCGCGAUAAGGGAGCUGUCAGUGCUGUUAAGAACCAGGGUAUGUGUGGAUCUUGCUGGGCGUUUUCUGUCACAGGAAACAUUGAAGGCCAGUGGUUCCUGAAAAAUGGGAGUUUGUUGUCCCUUUCUGAACAAGAGCUGGUCGACUGUGAUGGGCUGGAUCAGGCAUGCAAAGGCGGCCUGCCAUCAAAUGCUUAUGAAGCUAUUGAGAAGCUCGGUGGCCUGGAGACGGAGACAGACUACUCGUACACCGGGCACAAGCAGAGGUGUGACUUCACCAACGGGAAGGUGGCCGCCUACAUCAACAGCUCCAUGGAGCUGUCCAAAGAUGAGAAGGAAAUUGCAGCUUGGCUGGCUGAGAAUGGACCGAUCUCUGUAGCGCUGAAUGCCUUUGCUAUGCAGUUCUAUAGGAAGGGUGUGUCUCAUCCUAUGAAGAUUUUCUGCAACCCCUGGAUGAUCGACCACGCCGUGCUGAUGGUGGGAUAUGGAAAUCGUAACAACGUCCCAUUCUGGGCCAUUAAAAACAGCUGGGGGGAGGAUUACGGAGAGGAGGGUUACUACUACCUGUACCGGGGAUCUAAUGCAUGUGGUAUCAACAAGAUGUGCUCAUCUGCUGUUGUCAACUAAGCAUCCACGUCGCAUAUACGUCUUCAUGCCUCCUCAUCUGCCUGCUGAAACCUCCUCGACACUACUCACACAUAUGAUGUGAAGAGGAAACACAUUCAAGUCCUUUUUAAAGGAGACAUAUUAUGACAAAAACGUUUUUUGUGCUAAGAGCACAUGUUCAAAUGUUUGAAGAGACUACUAACUUAAAAAUGUUGAGAUAACAAAACCCUUUCCAUUCUGGGGGCUGAAAAUACAUCAUUCUGUGAGAGGUUCAGAUCUUUAGGGUACUGAGACAAUACAAACCAGAUGAAGAGACAAAUUAUCCAGUUUCCCCGUAAAUAUGUCCUACAGAUUUAACAUUAAGCUGUGUUGCUCUAUAUAUCCAAAGUGGGUAUCUAGAAAUAUUUAACACCAGUUACAAAAGAGCCUCAGACCACAGAAUGAGGGAAGCUGAGGGAAGCUGGUAUGCGAAAAACCAGCUACCAUGAACAAAAGAUGUGGUUGAAAACAGCUCUUUAGAUCUUUUGUUCUUUUUUUUUAAAGAGCAUAAUAUGGCUCCUUUAAAUAGGACAUGUUUUUUGACCUCAAAGCCCACACCUCAUGUCACUUUACAAACUGAUACCAGCUCAAAUAAAUCUAGCUUUUAUGUGCUUCUCAAACUUUACAGUGGAUUUUAAUUUCUAUUUCUGUUUGAAUAGAUGGGUUGUAAUUCAACCCUGCCCGCAGUAACUGAGCCCCUGCUUGAAAUGUUUUAACCUUUUAGUAUAAGACUUUUGUGUGUUGAGCUUUUUCUCAGACGUGGUGUUGUGUAUUUGAAAGGGUCUGUUUAAAAAUAGUAAUAAUAAAGAUAGGAGUUUGGCUUUAAAGUGGUCCGCUUGUUACUGCAAUAAUAAGGAAUGAAUGAAAGUUGAAUUCAAUUGAAUAAAAAUGUGUGAGAAAAA
Molecule: messenger RNA, 2513 nt
Organism: Cololabis saira (Pacific saury)
Lineage: Eukaryota; Metazoa; Chordata; Actinopteri; Beloniformes; Belonidae
Gene: ctsf
Product: cathepsin F
Exons: 14
Coding region: 163-1593 (476 amino acids)
Cellular component (GO): lysosome
Molecular function (GO): cysteine-type endopeptidase activity; cysteine-type endopeptidase inhibitor activity
Source: RefSeq, a predicted model, not a curated record